AUGGGUAGGACGACAGGUGAUGAGCUUAAAAAGAAAUGGAAGAACUUGCGAGAUUCCUAUAGCAAAUUUUUGAGAACUGAAAAAACAAAAACCGGACAGGAAACCAAAAUUUUGGACCGGUAUAAAACUUGGCCCUGGGCUCGACAAAUGGAAUUUUUAAAAGUUUUUUUGCAAUAUGCCAAAACAAAUUCCAAUAUAUCGGUAAAAUUGAGUGAACCAGUAGAGAUCACUGAACAAACUGAGCAAAAAGAUCAGGAAAAGGAAAACCAAUCGCCUCAGAAUUUAGUUGAGGAAAUUCAGCAACCUGUUGAUUCAUGUGAGAAGCCAACCUAUAUACCAGACCAAAAAAAGAAGCGUCAUCUGAAGUAG
Ceutorhynchus assimilis (cabbage seed weevil) is the source of this 369-nucleotide messenger RNA. Lineage: Eukaryota; Metazoa; Arthropoda; Insecta; Coleoptera; Curculionidae. The record is from the annotation of a GenBank genome assembly.